UGCUCCCUCUCUCUCUCUCUCUCGCUCCCUCCCUCCCUCUCUCGUUCUCUCCAUCUCUCAGUGCCUCUCUCACCUGCAGGCUGCCAGUGAUUCUGCAGAGUGGGUAAAUAUAGGCCCAGUGAAGGAUGCAUUGAGGGGAGAGAGGGCCAGCGAGCUGCAGGCAGUGCUGCAGAGAGCCGGGACAGGGCAGGGGCGGAGAGGUGUGCGGGAGGUACAGGGGUUUUAAGGUUGUGGGGGGAGGGGGACAGGGGGGACAGCAGCAGUCUCUGCUUCUCCCUGCAGUGGAACAGCGUUGGUGUGGGAAUUGGAAGGUUUUUUUUGGAGGGGAGUGGGGGUGGCGCGUUGGGGCUGCGAGAGCAAUACACUCUGCAGAGAGAUGCGGAGAGGAGCUCAGGGAGGGGAAGAGGGGGGCAGCCCUCUUACCCCCCUUCCCCACAGGCGGGGAGUCCGGCCCGGCUGCCCAAAACCGUCCCUGGGAGCCUGUGCCCAGGAUUAGAGUCCCUCCUGGCCUGGAACGCUCUGGAGGAAAGGAGCGAGAGGAGAUGUAGUGUGAGAGGAGAGCUGAACAAGGACGUCGCUGUGCUGUGGGCCGCUGCAAGGAGAGGAGGACUCUGGGAUAGAGGGACACUCCAGCGGGGGACUCAGCGACCUGGGCACCCGGUGGGUCAGGAAGAUGCCCUCCCGCUGCCGGACGGCUCUGCACAUCGUGGGCACCACGCUCUUCGCCGCGGUCGUCCUGUUCGGGAUCCUCCUGGCCUACGUGACGGGCUACCAGUUCAUCCACACCGAGCAGCACCACCUGUCCUUCGGGCUCUACGGCGCCAUCCUGGGGCUGCACCUGUUCCUGCAGAGCCUCUUCGCCUUCCUGGAGCACCGGCGCAUGCGGCGGCCGGCCCCGCCGCGGCUCCUGCGCCGCUCGGUGGCGCUCUGCAUCGCCGCCUACCAGGAGGCGCCCGACUACCUGCGCAAGUGCCUGCGCAGCGUGCGCCGCCUCUCCCACCCCGGCCUGAAGGUGGUGCUGGUGGUGGACGGCAACCGGCCGGAGGACGCCUACAUGAUGGACAUCUUCCGCGAGGUGAUGGGGGCGGAGCAGGCGGGCUGCGCGGUGUGGGGCGGGAACUACCACUCGGAGGGGACGCGGGCGGAGGACGCGGCGUGGGUGGCGCGGGUGGUGCGCGGCUGCCAGCACUCCUGCAUCAUGCAGCAGUGGGGCGGCAAGCGGGAGGUGAUGUACACCGCCUUCAAGGCCCUGGGGGACACGGUGGACUACAUGCAGGUGUGUGACUCGGACACAGUUCUGGACCCUGCCUGCACCAUAGAGAUGCUGAAGAUUCUGGAAGAGGAUCCGGAGGUGGGAGGAGUCGGAGGAGAUGUACAGCGCUCGUAUCUCCCCCCUGUCCCUGCAGAUCCUGAACAAGUACGACUCGUGGAUCUCCUUCCUGAGCAGCGUGCGGUACUGGAUGGCGUUCAACGUGGAGCGGGCGUGCCAGUCCUACUUCGGCUGCGUGCAGUGCAUCAGCGGGCCGCUGGGCAUGUACCGCAACAGCCUGCUGCAGCGCUUCCUGGAGCCCUGGUACCAGCAGACCUUCCUGGGCACCAAGUGCAGCUUCGGCGACGACCGGCACCUGACCAACCGCGUGCUCAGCCUGGGCUUCAAGACCAAGUUCACCGCGCGGGCCAAGUGCCUGACGGAGACGCCCACGGGCUACCUGCGCUGGCUCAACCAGCAGACGCGCUGGAGCAAGUCCUACUUCCGCGAGUGGCUCUACAACGCCCUGUGGUUCCACAAGCACAGCCUGUGGAUGACCUACGAGUCGGUGGUGACCGGCUUCUUCCCCUUCUUCCUGGUGGCCACGGUCAUCCAGCUCUUCUACCGCGGGCGGCUGUGGAACAUCCUGCUCUUCCUGCUGACGGUGCAGCUGGUGGGCGUGGUCAAGGCGGUCUACGCCUGCUUCCUGCGGGGCAGCGUGGUGAUGAUCUUCAUGUCGCUCUACUCCCUGCUCUACAUGUCCAGCCUGCUCCCCGCCAAGAUCUUCGCCCUGCUCACCAUCAACCAGGCCGGCUGGGGCACCUCGGGCCGCCGGAAGAUCGUGGUCAACUUCAUGGGGGCGGUGCCCGUGACGGCGUGGGCAUGCGUGCUGCUGGGGGGCGUGGCCUACACCAUCUACUGCGAGGCGCGGGCGGGGCUGGAGGGCACGGAGCGGGCGCUGCUGGUGGCGGGGGCGGCGCUCUACGCCUGCUACUGGGCCGCCCUGCUGGCGCUCUACCUGGCCAUCGUGGCCAAGCGCUGCAACAAGCGGGAGGAGCAGUACAGCCUGGCCUACGGCGAGGUCUAGGACACGCCCCCCUCCCCACCACCCCACCCCAAACUCCCUCCCUUUCUCACUGGUGCUGCUGACACAGCUGAUCCUGAGGCCCCGCCCCUCCCCCAGGUGCUACAGUUCCCAGCUCAUCGGGGCUCCCUCUGACUCUCGCCCUCGCAAACUGCAUGCUGGGUCUCCCGUGCCAAAGUUCAGGGGCUUUGUUCUUUGUUUUUUCGCGUUUCAGACUGAACUCUUACGGGGAUUAUGGUGUGUCUCCUAAGGGGGGGGGGGUGCUGAGGGUCACUAGUUUGUGCUACGCUGGUGCGGUGCUUUUCCGGAAACCAGAGGCGUUAAGUACAUACCGGUUUAAGUUCUGGGGAGGGGGAGAGGAGGCGGGUUUUCGCUCUUCCAGGGCGUAGUGGCCAUCUUGGCUCUCAGCAGACAGGAAGAGGCCGGCUGAGGCAGGAAGCUGGGCAACAGAAAUAACACUGAUUUGAUAACACCGACUCAGCAACACGGACUCCUGCUUCACACUGGGUAGGACCGUGGAGCUCUGCCAUGACUCUCUCUACUGGUGCACUUUUAAAAUCCUAACAUGUAACUGACAAUCCAGCCUUUGUACAGAAAUGGUCUCCUAAGCUGGCCAAACACCUUCCACUUUGACGAGUCAUAGGGUGGAUUAUGUGCACUUUUUUAACAUCUACAAAUCUUGAUGGCCAGAACGAGUGGCCUUGCACUCAAAAUCCAUUUGAACUCUUUUAGUGUUUAAAUGAAACCUGCACACGCUUACUCUGUAGAACAAUUUUUUAAUUUGCCACAUUCAGUACAGGAUUAUGCGUUUACAGGUAUAUUUUAAAGAUACAUUUUACUCUCAAAUGCUCUUCCCUCAGUCUCUCCUGAUUGCCCACAGUGGUGUCACAGCCACCAAGAGAGGGUACUGUGAUGAAACACAGCUGCCACUGGAGGGCGCUGUGGUGAGAAGUGCAUCUCCAGGCCAGGCAUGGCAUUAGAAACUUUAUUUUUUAUUUAUUAAAUUUACCAUGUACCGUGUUUCCGGCUUCUGUUCAUUUACAACACCCUUCUCUGUUUAGAGACUUAAGAACUUAGUGGUGAUUCUACCUACAUUGGUGCACGAUUAACGUGCAAUAUAUAAUGCACCGUUUACAGCUGCUGGAAACGAAGUCUGUUGUCUUUACUGAAUUUAAAAGUCCCUGGAGUCCCAAAAGCAUCUGGGAUGCAUAGUGGCUUUCUGAACUUGGACCAGAACCGGGCCCUGUAGAACUUACCGGAGUGAGCCAACGAUGAGGUCAGCCUCCCAGGUGCUACGCAUGGGCAGACACUCUUUAACUUCACACGCAUUAUUUUCCUACAUCCAGCGCGUGACGCCGAAACACCAGUGCACUGCCAUUUGCGAGUGCCAUUAUGUCCGUCAGCAUCAACACUGCUCCUAAAUGUGGUCACGACAGCACGAGCAAGCCUGGAUACGGAGAAGUGGGACACAUCCGGACCAACGAACACAUUCUCCGCCAAUCAAAUGUCGCCAUCAUCCCCACUCGCGCCAAUCAAAUCUAUCUCUGUAUCGUCAUCACUGUAUUAAUAUCAUGUGCUGUGAUUUUCCAUGUCAGGCGUUCAAUGAGAGGGAUCUAUGAUAAAUGAAAAAGGCUGAACAGAAUAAUUAUGCGAAACAAAAAGCAGAUCAGGUUGUAACUGAGAAAAAUUAUUAUUUGGUUAAAUAAAGGUGAGAAUCACGUUGCAACAAAAAAGUUAACAGAAUUUUUAAAAGGUAUUGGAAUAUCCCUCUUUGCCGGUACUUCACUGUGCUUUACCAGUACUGCUUUGUUUUAAAUAGUGGAAAGUUCUUGCACCUUUAUAUGUAUUCUGUUGCAUUACAUUGCGUCAAACAAGAACAAAUGUUUCUCAUCAAAGGAUGAUUGUGCAAGCUGAAACGCUGAAGAGCAAACAGGAAAGAGAAAAAAAACGCUUUGCAGCGCAAACAUCAACAGUGCACAUGACCUGUUUUCUUUGAUGGUGGAAUUCCAGGUGAAGAUCAGGUGGAGUUCCCACCACGGACUCUCACAUAUUCAAACUCUGAUUCCGUUCGAAGUGACUGAGUAUCACUGCUCACAGAGUUUAAGUUAGUUUGGCCUUACUCUCAGCCUUAUAAAAGUAGAUCACUGUACAUUGGUGUCCCUCCUGUACAACCUUGCAGUGGUGUGUGUUAUUAGAUUUUAGCAGUUGGAGUCUGUGUUGGAGCGUGUUAUUAGGGUUUGGCAGUUGGAGUCUGUGUUGGAGCGUGUUAUUAGGGUUUGGCAGUUGGGUGUUCGUGGUAGUGUGUUAUUGGAGUUUAGCAGCUGAAGUCCCUGCUGGUGUGUUAUUAGGGUUUGGCAGUUGGAGUCUGUGUUGGCAUGUUAUUAGGGUGUAGCAGUUGGGAGUCCAUGGUGGUGUGUUUUAUUAGGGUGUAGCAGUUGGAGUCUGAGUAGUGCGUGUUAAUUGGGUGUAGCGGCUGGAGGGAAAAUCUUCAUUAUUGCACAUCCAGUCCGGGCUCGGAGAUCCUCAGGGUGAAAUAAAAACUGGAGUACUGAUCUCUGAUCUUCAGCUGGGAAAUUUUUACAAACCAAAUUAUGUUAUUUAUGAUCUUCAACUACCAUCUCCUAAACGCAUAUUCUUUGAUCUACAGCUGUGAGCUUGUUAAAAUGCAGACAUUAAUCAUAACAGCAGACGGAAGUGCACAUGGUGAGAUGCCAGCUAAUAGAGUCAUUGUGGGUGGCUGGACCCUCGAGUUUAAAUGCAAUUUUAUCCCUUUUUCAUGAAUACCUUCUGUUCCAUAAAACAAUGUUACAGUUGCUGUCACUACAUUACUGGAGAUAGUUGAAAUUGCCCUACAGCAAUUUUGCCGAACCAGUUACAGCACAGUGACACCAGUACCAAUAGGCUGUCCUGUCAUUAUAGAGAAAUGCUAUUCUGCACGUUUUAGGCUGGGUGUUUCUCGGUCCAUGUGAUUCUGAGGCUGAUUAGAGAAAACUGGUAUCAGUUACUUUGAAUGGCAGCUUUUCCCCGCUUCAAAAACAGAACCUGGGGUCAGUGUGACGCGCCCUUUAAAAAUCACUCAAAACGUCAAAACGUCAGGUGACAUCAGUCUUGCUGGUUCUUCCAGUUGCUCAAUUCUCCGAUUCUGUUUCCAGGGGUGCAGUUCCGUGACUCACCUCUGUGCGGCACUGUGACACUUUCAAGAAACCAAACAUGUACAUGCAGCCCUUUAACUGGCAUACCAGCUACCACACAGCGCGACAGACACACACACACACUCACUCACACACACACUCACUCAGACACUCACUCUCACACACACACUCACACACACACACACACGCACACACAGCUGUCACAUUAGUAGCAGUUUAAAGGUCCGAAUAUCAAUUCCAGGUCCUAAUCUUCAUACAUUUACCAACAACCAUUCCACUUGGUUGUUCUAGAGGAAUAAUCUUGAGACUGAAACCCUGAUAACUGAACUACUGGCAGUUAUACCUUCAGGACCUUGGGACAAUGUACAGCAUAUCACAUGUAAAUACCUUUUUGUAUUACUAAAAAAAAAACAAGCAUUUGUCUAUUUAAUGACUACAGUGUGACAAACGAUCUUAUGUAAAAUCUGUAAAAGAUGUAUUUUAAAUUAAAGACAUAUUUUUGCCUUGUACGGUGUGGAACUAUAAAUAUGUAUUUAAAUAUAUAUUUUAUUGUGUAUAUAUUUAAAUAUAUAACAUAAUGGAUUUAAGAAAAUCACUGAGCGAUUCAAAUGUAUAUUUUUGCAAUUGGUUAAGGCCCUGUAAGAACCUGUGCAUUUUGAAUAAAUGAACAGUAUUAAAAUAAUAA
This is a messenger RNA of Anguilla anguilla (European eel), 6170 nucleotides long. RefSeq names its product hyaluronan synthase 3 (gene has3). Gene Ontology annotation, molecular function: hyaluronan synthase activity. Gene Ontology annotation, biological process: hyaluronan biosynthetic process; extracellular matrix assembly. The transcript has 5 exons. The coding region runs from base 674 to 2398 and encodes 574 amino acids. The record is from RefSeq and is a predicted model, not a curated record. Lineage: Eukaryota; Metazoa; Chordata; Actinopteri; Anguilliformes; Anguillidae.